This is a messenger RNA of Carassius carassius (crucian carp), 2103 nucleotides long. RefSeq names its product zinc finger protein 800-like. The record is from RefSeq and is a predicted model, not a curated record. The coding region runs from base 1 to 1485 and encodes 494 amino acids. Lineage: Eukaryota; Metazoa; Chordata; Actinopteri; Cypriniformes; Cyprinidae. The transcript has 6 exons.
AUGAUUCCUGGAGAUCCUCCUUUGCUACAAACACCGCUGCUCACCUCCAAAUCUGGCAUCCAGCAGAUCAUUGAAUGUUUCCGCACAGGGACUGCACAGCUGAAACACAUUCUCCCCAAAGAGGUGGACACAAUCUUUGAAUGUAAACUCUGCCGCAGUCUCUUCCGUGGCCUUCCCAAUCUGAUCAAACACAAGGAAAUUUAUUGUUUCACUCGAAUGCCUGAACCUGAUGACCCUUCUGUAGAUAGCAAGAAGAGCAUAAAAGAACUUCUCGAAGCUAUCUAUCCCUGCUUUGAUAAAGAGGAAUAUGUACUGAAACUAGAGCCCAUUGCUGGCAACCAGAAUGCUGUGUACCAGUACCUGUCCAAAGAAAACGACCUGCCACCUUCAUCUCGAAGCUCCAACCACAUGGACACAGACAGCUGGACACACUACCACUCCAACAGCCAGGAAGCAUACAUGGAGGAGGUCUGGUUGGAAGAAGAGGAGAACAAUAGCAUUGAUGAGGAAAAUGAGAGAGAGAACAUGGACAAGGGAGAAGAAAACAAGGGGCCUCAGCGUAGUGAAGAACCUGAGGAGCCAACAGAAGAAGCAGGUGAACAAGACCUGGCCGCCUGCAAAUGCCUUCUCUGCAACAGGACAUACAGGGUUCGAGGUCACCUUAAGAGGCACCUACAGACUGUUCACAAGAUUGUAUCUCCUGGUUCCACAGCCAGCUCCAGUGAUUCCACGUGCAGCUCCAUGAAAAUGCCCAAUGGUAAAGUUCCAGACAAUCCCAACACCAGUCCCAGCUCUUCCUCUGACUCCCAGAGCCAGAAGAGCCCCAAGGAGGACAAAGUCCCAUCCAAGGCUCACUUCGCCAUAGGUUUUGACUUCAAGGCACACUUCUGCAAGCUCUGCAGGCGGACCUUCAGCUCUGUGCAAAACCUGGAGAAACACAUUGAGCUGCACACUGAUAAUGGCACAGACUUCUUUGUCAAGUUUUACUGCUGCCCGCUCUGCCACUACAAGACACGCCGCAAAAGGGACGUGCUACGCCAUCUCUCAGAGCUCCACAAGAAGACGUCCUCCUACCUGAGCAGGAUCUCCCAGUCGCUGGAGAGCUACGCCGUCAAGAAGCCAGCGGAGGUUGUGUUGAACAAAGAAGAGGAGAAAGUUCAAGGUCAACAAGAUGAAGUGAAAGUCUACAACAAACACAAUUCACCAUAUCUGACACGCAGAAACUUGCCUCCAAAAGCUUUUGGCAUAAUGACCAAAAAUACUUUGAAAACAGGCAACAAGAAGUGCCACGACAAGGUGACCCCUGACAGAAAAUUGAAACCUAGUAGCCCAAAAGGGAGUGCCACCAAGAAAUCAAUGCGCAUGUGCAACAUCUGUGGCCAGAGCUUUAAAAAGACAAGAUACCUAGGGUUGCACAAGAGAAUCCACAUGAAAUCUGCAACCAGGAGCACAGGUAUCAGAACAAGAUCCAAGGUCAAGCUUUGAUAUCUGCUGACAGCAAACUGGACUUGCAUCGACUGUGGAAACACAUACUGGAAGAAAAUCUGAACCAUUCAAAAACUAAAAGAAACAGUGCUAUACUACACAAAGGACUUUAAAGCAUAAGUAGGGUAUAAGAAACCCUCAGAAAUGUGUUCCAUCGUCCCAAAAACACAUACUAUAGAAUGUAUGUCAAUGUAACGGUACAGUAUUUUCAGCGGUGCUCUAUUAACCAUUUAUGAGGGGUUCUGAUUACUCUCAGAUAUAAGAGGAAACAUAUAUGCUUUCCAUUCCCCCACUGGGAAUGGGAUCUUUAAUUUUUGAGCUAGCACAUGCUCUGGGGAGGACAACCAGUUGUCCUUGUAUUAAGUGCAGGUACAUGUUAAACACUUUCUAUGAAAUCUAUGAUCUAUCAGUUUUAGCUGAUGAUUACAUUAUUUUUCACUCCUCAUUUGUUUAUUAACAUUUUACGGAAAGGUUAACAGGUCUUCACAAGGAUUCACUGUGCAAAUCUAUAGAUCCAAGUUUCUUUUUUUAACCCUUCCGGAGGCUUGAUGGAUAAAAUGAUGGGUUUAUUUUUAUUCUUUUUGUAUUUACCAACAAUAAACAGAGGAAAUGAUUGUG